CAUCAUCAUGCAACUUUAAUUGACGUCUGUUCAAAUUGCAUAUAUUUUUCAUCACAAUAAAACGAUUGUGUUUAUAAUUAACUCUUUUUUUUGGCUCGGCAAUCUUCAGUUACGCCAAACAAACGAAUAAUAAUAAUAAAAAAAAAUAUGAAGAAAAAGGUUUUAUUAAUGGGUAAAAGUGGUUCGGGCAAAACCAGUAUGCGAUCGAUAAUAUUUGCCAAUUAUAUUGCCCGUGAUACACGACGAUUAGGUGCGACAAUUGAUGUCGAACAUUCACAUGUUCGAUUUCUUGGCAAUCUUGUUCUCAAUAUUUGGGAUUGUGGUGGUCAGGAAGCAUUCAUGGAAAAUUAUUUUGCAUCACAACGUGAGAAUAUUUUCAAAAAUGUUGAAGUUUUAAUCUACUUAUUUGAUGUUGAAUCAAGAGAAAUCGAAAAAGAUGUUCGAUAUUAUCAAAAUUGUUUGGAAGGAAUAAUGGAAUAUUCGAAUAAUACCAAAGUAUUUUGUUUGAUACAUAAAAUGGAUCUUAUUCCUGAUGAUCAACGUGAUAUUAUAUUCAAAGAUCGUGAAAUAUAUCUGAAAAAAAUGUCUCAACCACUUGAAUGUAUUUGUUUUCGUACUUCGAUUUGGGAUGAAACAUUAUAUCAAGCUUGGUCGGCUAUUGUUUAUUCAUUAGUACCAAAUGUUGAAGAUCUUAAAAAUCAAUUACGAAUUUUUGCCGAUAUAAUCGAAGCCGAUGAAGUAUUAUUAUUUGAAAGGGCUACAUUUUUGGUCAUUUGUUAUUGUGAACGACGUCGACAUGCUGAUAUUAAUAGAUUUGAAAAAGUUUCAAACAUAAUUAAACAAUUUAAAUUAAGCUGUAGCAAAUCGACUGCACAAUUUCAAUCGAUGGAGGUGAAAAAUUCCAAAUUUUCUGCAUUCAUCGAUGAAUUUACACCCAAUACAUAUGUGAUGGUUAUUAUAUCGGAUCCAUCUAUUCCAUCGGAAGCAACAUUGACCAAUAUAAAAAAUUCAAGAAAACAUUUUGAAAAAUUGGAAGGUGUUAAACAUUUAUCAUCACAAUCGACCAGUACUACUUAUAGUAAUCAUUAAAUUUUGAUUAUUGUAUAAUAUUUAUAUGAUGAUUAUAAUAUUU
Messenger RNA from Dermatophagoides pteronyssinus (European house dust mite), 1132 nucleotides. Its product is annotated as ras-related GTP-binding protein A-like. Gene Ontology annotation, molecular function: GTPase activity; GTP binding. Gene Ontology annotation, biological process: positive regulation of TORC1 signaling; cellular response to starvation; negative regulation of autophagy. The record is from RefSeq and is a predicted model, not a curated record. NCBI's taxonomy places the organism in Eukaryota, Metazoa, Arthropoda, Arachnida, Sarcoptiformes, Pyroglyphidae. Gene Ontology annotation, cellular component: nucleus; lysosome; Gtr1-Gtr2 GTPase complex.